Molecule: messenger RNA, 2237 nt
Organism: Eucalyptus grandis
Lineage: Eukaryota; Viridiplantae; Streptophyta; Magnoliopsida; Myrtales; Myrtaceae
Product: glycosyltransferase BC10
Exons: 2
Coding region: 593-1699 (368 amino acids)
Cellular component (GO): membrane
Molecular function (GO): glycosyltransferase activity
Source: RefSeq, a predicted model, not a curated record
ACCCCAUCUCCAUCCACACUGGUGCUUCCCACCCUUUUUCUCCCUCUGUGCUCUAAUCCAUCGCCAGUGAGCCACUGGCAAGUGUGGCCACCGCCCAGCUUUUGCUCUGCUUCGCCACCCCCUCAAUUCUCACCCCCACCCCCACCGUUUUCCUCCCCCUCACUCCUCCCCAGAAAAGGCCUCCUCCACGUCCCUUUCAGCAUAGCUAAUCUUCAACCCCUCUCUCUCUCUCCUUUCACCCCUUCUCGUUUCUUCUGCAUCAUCCCUCUCCUUUUCGUUCUCCUCUGUCCCCUAAAUCUUGCUAUUUUUAUUUGUCUCGUUAUUGAUCACAUCAUCAUCCUCCUCCUCCUCCUCCUGCUAAAUACCUAACAACCCCAAACCCCUUUCCUCUCUCUUCCUCCUUGCCUUCCCCUCUUCAAGAAACCCCAAAUCCCUGCGAAAACCUGCGACCUCCAUUGAAACCCAGAACUCCAAGCUCGCCCCACGACCGCGUAGCCGCGAGUUUCAGACACCCUUUGGCGAUUCCUUCGUGGGUUUCCAAACUAGAAGUGAGCAAGCGAGUAAAGGAGCGAUCUUUUUUCCUUCCCCCGCCAUGGUCACGUCGCCCUAUGUCCUCGUUCUCUCUCUGAUGCUCUCCGUCUCUCUCCUGUUAUUCCUCUUCUCCAGCAUUCACCCCGGCAAGAACCUCCCCCUCUCCCUCCGCGACGAGAACGACGACCUCCUCCUCUUCCGCCGCGCCUCCGGGGCCGGCUCCCCCUCCCACGCGGCGGCCACCUCCACCUCCACCUCCACCUCCUCCUCCCGCUCCUUCCCGGCGAAGUUCGCCCGCCUCGGGGCCCGCAACUCCCGGCCCAAGAUCGCCUUUCUCUUCCUCACCAACUCCGAUCUCUCUUUCUCCCCCCUCUGGGAGAAGUUCUUCAGCGGCCACUCUCGGUACUACAACAUCUACAUCCACGCGGAUCCUUCUUCCAAGUUCGCGCCGCCCGAUGGGGUCUUCCGGAACCGGCUAUUCCCUUCGAAGAAGACCGAGCGGGCCUCGCCGACGCUGAUUGCCGCCGCGAGGAGGCUUCUGGCCGAGGCCAUCAUCGACGACCCCGCGAACUUCUACUUCGCAUUGGUCUCGCAGCACUGCGUCCCGCUCCAUUCCUUUCGGUACAUGUAUGACGCCCUGUUUGGGGACUCAAUCUCCGCCAUCAAAGCCUAUAUAAACCCGGAGAAGUACAAAAGCUACAUCGAGAUCCUAGCCGACGAGCCGAAUUUGUUCGAGCGCUACACGGCUCGAGGAGAGCAAGUGAUGCUCCCAGAAGUGCGGUUCGAACAGUUCAGGGUCGGUUCUCAGUUCUUCGUGCUCACGAAGCGGCACGCGUUGCUUGUCAUUGAAGAUACGAAGCUGUGGAAGAAGUUCAGAUUGCCUUGCUUGAAUAAGGAGUGUUGCUACCCCGAAGAGCACUAUUUCCCGACGCUGUUGUCAAUGUCGGAUCCAAAGGGUUGCAGUCACUACACGCUGACUCGAGUGAAUUGGACCGGGAGUUUCGAUGGGCAUCCGCAUUUGUAUCAGCCCGAAGAAAUUUCCCAGGAGCUCGUGCACGAGUUGAGACAAUCCGAGUCGAAUUAUUCGUACUUCUUCGCACGGAAGUUCACACCGGACUGUUUGGAACCGCUCAUGAAGAUCGCGGACACCGUCAUCUUCAAGGAUUGAGCUUUGAAGUGUUCAAGAAAGGAAUCUUUUCCCCAAGUCUAGGCUUCUCGGAGAGGAGUUGAAUAAAAGGGGGAAAAAGGAAGAGGGAAUCUUUUGACUACAAAGCAGGACGAAAGAGACCUGCGAGGGCUGGAACAUGGGGAGGGAAUAACAAGGUCCUGACCCCCCUGCUGCUGCUGCUGCUGCUGCUGCUGUAGCUGUAUUGUGAUGUGUAGAGAGUGAACCCGAGUCAAGUUGCACAUAGUGCGAGUGAGUGUGUAUGUGUCGUUUCUUUUUUUUUUUUUUUUUUUUUGAGAUGUUUUUUUGCCCUCCUUUUUAGAAAUUUCUGCACGAAGAGGUGUAAUGGACGGUGGGUAUGGUGUGGAGUGGAGGAAAAUCAAUACCAAGGCUCGUUGCUUUUCCUCCUCCAUCUCGAAGUUGAAGAUGGAACUUUCAUUCUCCCGUUUACCCGCCCUUCAAACUGUGACUUUAAUUGUAAUCUACGGGUCGCCUUUACCUUUGAAUUUAAGAAGAAAUCGUCUCCUUCUUUUCCCUUUGA